AUGGCAGCCGCCUACAACCACGAGGUCGACGACAUUCGUGCAAGGGAGUAUCCCAUGCUCAAAGACUCUGUCUACCUUGACCAUGCCGGCACCACGCUUUAUCCGAAAUCCCUGAUCGACCGCUUCUCCGCCGACAUGGUCGGCAACCUGUACGGAAAUCCGCACUCGGCCUCCAGCGCGUCGCAGCUGUCGGCGCGGCGCAUCGAGGACGCCCGUCUGCGCCUCCUGCGCAUGUUCCACGCCGAUCCGGAAGACUUCGACGUCGUGUUCGUGGCGAACGCGACGGCAGGCGUCAAGCUGGUGCUGGAGGCGUUUCGCGAUCAGCCCGGGGGGUUCGCGUACGCCUACCACCGGGAAUGCCAUACGAGUCUGGUGGGAGUGCGGGAGCUGGCCAGACAACACCGGUGCUUCUCCUCUGAUGCCGAGGUGGAUCAAUGGCUGGAACACAAAGAUUGGCCGCCCAACCACUCGCCCGACACGCCGGUGGAACUCUUCGCCUAUCCCGCGCAGUCGAACAUGAACGGACGCCGCCUGCCCUUGGAUUGGUGCGGCAAGGCGCGCCUUUCUCGAACGGGCUCGGAGCAGACCACGUUCAGCCUGCUGGAUGCGGCGGCGUUUGUCUCGACCUCGCCGCUGGACUUUCGCGAGUCUGAGAUGGCUCCGGACUUCACCGUUCUCAGCCUGUACAAGAUUUUUGGCUUCCCGGACCUUGGCGCGAUGAUUGUCCGCAAGACGACCGCCGGCAUCUUUGAAAAGCGGCGGUAUUUCGGUGGUGGGACGGUGGACAUGGUCGUCUGCUUGAGAGAACAGUGGCACGCGAAGAAAGAAGAGUCCCUGCAUGACCACCUCGAAGACGGAACGCUGCCCAUCCACAGCAUCAUGGCGCUUCAUUCUGCCAUGGACGUGCACCAGAAGCUGUUUGGGAGCCUGGAGCGCGUCUCGCGCCAUGCCAUGUUCCUUGCAAAGCGGCUCUUCGACGGGCUGUCCUCGCUUCGUCACGGGAACGGGUUGUCGGUGUGUCACAUAUACGCUGACGCGUCGACUACAUACGACGACUGCGAAAGGCAGGGUCCAAUCGUCGCGUUUAACAUUCGCAACAGCCAGGGCGCAUGGGCCAGCAACUUCGAAGUCGAGCGGCUAGCAUCCAUCAAGAACAUCCAAUUGAGGACGGGAAGCCUCUGUAACCCAGGUGGCAUGGCCGCAGCGUUGGAGCUGUCGCCGUGGGAGAUGAAGGAGAACUUCUCGGCUGGGCAGCGCUGCGGCAGCGAAAACGACGUUAUGGGCGGCAAGCCGACAGGCAUGAUACGCGUGAGCAUGGGAGCAUCAAGCACCGCGACGGACGUCGACCGCUUUCUGGAGUUUGUGCGGGAGUUCUUUGUGGAAACUUCGAGCGCAGGGCUGCCAUUGGCUCUGUCCGAUGCAGGGGUGGGGGUGCAGGACAGCCGAUUCUACGUCGAGAGCCUGACCAUCUACCCAAUCAAGAGCUGUGCCGGGUGGAAGAUACCGGCAGGCAAGGCCUGGGAGGUGCGCAAGGAAGGGCUCGCGUGGGAUCGUGAGUGGUGCCUGGUCCACCGAGGCAGCGGAGCGGCGUUGAGCCAGAAGAGAUACCCGCGGAUGGCAUUGAUUCGACCGAGUAUCGAUCUGGAGCAGGGAUGCCUCCGUGUGCGACUGAGCGGCAGUGCGUCAUCGGACACGGCUUCAGAGAUCUGCGUCCCUCUCUCCGCAGAUCCUUCGUAUUUUGCCGGGCCCAACGGACACAAGUCGGCGAUCUCAACACGUGUGUGCGGAGACAUGGUGGCCGCGCAGCGAUACUCGUCGGACAGGGUUUCUGGCUUCUUCAGCCAGGCGUUGGGGGUCGACUGCACGCUGGCGCGGUUCCCAGCCGCCGGUGGCACAGGCGCUUCGGCGAGGCACGCGAAGGCGCACCUCCAGCAGCCUCGCGGGCCGGCACAAGCGCAGAUGCCGGGCGCGUUUCCAGACACGCACGGCCAUGUGCCGCGCCCAAUCCUGCUGUCGAACGAGAGCCCGAUCCUGGUCAUCUCGCGCUCCAGCGUCAACCGGCUCAACGAGCAGAUCAAGGCCGGCGGCGGCAAGGCGGCCGAGGCCGAGGUGUUCCGGGCCAACGUGGUGGUGGCAGAGAGGCUCUACAGCCGGCCGGGCAGCGAGCAGCCCUACGCCGAGGACUCGUGGCGGGCGAUGGCGGUGGGGCAGCAGCGGUUCCAGCUGCUGGGAGCCUGCCGGCGGUGCCAGAUGGUGUGCAUCGACCAGCAGUCGGGGACCAAGAACGAGGAGCCGUUCGUGACGCUGGCAAAGACGCGGCGCAGGGAGGGCAAGGUGUACUUUGGCCAGCACGCGUGCCAUGUGCCGUGGGAGACGGCGUGGGCGCAGCAGCCCACCAUCUCCGUCGGCGACGCGGUGGUGCCGGAGUGA
Messenger RNA from Diplodia corticola, 2430 nucleotides. Its product is annotated as molybdenum cofactor sulfurase. The record is from RefSeq and is a predicted model, not a curated record. The transcript has 2 exons. Lineage: Eukaryota; Fungi; Ascomycota; Dothideomycetes; Botryosphaeriales; Botryosphaeriaceae. Gene Ontology annotation, molecular function: molybdenum ion binding; molybdenum cofactor sulfurtransferase activity; pyridoxal phosphate binding. Bases 1 to 2430 code for a protein of 809 amino acids. Gene Ontology annotation, biological process: Mo-molybdopterin cofactor biosynthetic process.